AUGGUAACACGAAUGAUACAUUUGGACGUGGUAUCGGAUCUCACCACGACCGCCUUUCUCAAUAUGCUGCGCCGAUUUUUCGCUAGAGGAGGAGUACUUCGAUCCAUCACAAGCGACAACGCUCCUACAUUCGAUUUAGGCAAUACUAUUUUACAAGAGGAUAUUCAAACGGCACGAAAUGACUCCGCUAUUAUGAAAGAAGUAGGAAGUAGGGAAAUUGACUGGAGGCACAUAACGCCGUAUGCUCCCUGGCAAGGAGGUUUCUACGGAAGGCUUAUCAAGACAGCCAAGCACUCGCUCCACAAAAUUCUCGGUAGCUCAAUAGUGUCACUGGAAGAACUUUCCACAAUUGUGUUCGAAUUUGAAGCACUUCUCAAUACACGCCCACUUACCUUCAUCGCGAACGAUUUUAAUAACGAUCGAAUCCUGAUUUUCAGCAAAGAGAUAUCCAGUUAUCGUAUCCGUUGGGGUUCACCUCUGAAUCAGAAGAUCCCCCUUAUCUUUCACCAAUAG
Necator americanus (New World hookworm) is the source of this 513-nucleotide messenger RNA. RefSeq lists its product as uncharacterized. The record is from RefSeq and is a predicted model, not a curated record. Lineage: Eukaryota; Metazoa; Nematoda; Chromadorea; Rhabditida; Ancylostomatidae. Gene Ontology annotation, molecular function: nucleic acid binding. The transcript has a single exon. Bases 1 to 513 code for a protein of 170 amino acids.